Messenger RNA from Ichthyophthirius multifiliis, 1464 nucleotides. RefSeq names its product zip zinc transporter family protein, putative. Gene Ontology annotation, cellular component: membrane. The transcript is spliced from 2 exons. Gene Ontology annotation, molecular function: zinc ion transmembrane transporter activity. Gene Ontology annotation, biological process: zinc ion transmembrane transport. NCBI's taxonomy places the organism in Eukaryota, Ciliophora, Oligohymenophorea, Hymenostomatida. The record is from RefSeq and is a predicted model, not a curated record.
AUGUAAAUAAAUAAGAAAAAUUAUAUAAAUAUAAAUAUAUAUAUAUAUAUAUAUAUUUAAAUUAUAAUUAUAUUUAAUAUAUUUAUUAACAAAUAUUAUUUCAUUUCAUUUCAUUUAUAAUAUUUCUUUUUUAUUUUCUAUAUUUUUUAUUACUUUUUAUUAUAUUAAUUAUUAUAUUUUAAACUUUUUAAAUUUUUUUUUUUUUUAACUAUUUAUAAUUAUUCUUUUUUUUAUAUAUAUUUUUAAUAAUAUUUAUUUAUAUUUAUAAUAUUUUUUUAAAUUAUUAAAAAUUACAAAUAUUUUUUUUAUACAAUUAAAAUUUAAUAUUCUCAAAAAUAAAAUUUAUAAUAAUAUGCUAAUUAACAAAGUAAAACAAAUAAAUAAUAUUAUUAAUAAAAAUUUAAUAAAAUAUAAUAAAUGGAAGUUUGGAUAAUAAAACUUAUAACAUUUUUCACAAUGUUUUUAAUUAUAUUACUAACCGGAAACAUACCUUUACGUGUAAAAUCCUUUAAAGAAAAUCCUCGAAUAAUGUCCUUAUCAUCUGCAUUUGCCGGUGGUUUAUUUUUAUCAAUAGGAAUUUUACAUAUUUUACCUGAAUCUUAAGAAUAAUUUUAGAAAUAUUACCAAAAUCAAUUACCCGAAUAAUCGCAUGUACAAAGAAAUAUGUAAAAAGAAAAUAAAUAAGAGUAUUUUCCAUGGCCAUAUUUUAUAAUAGUGAUAAGUUUUGCAUUAAUCCUUUUUAUAGACAAAGUUAUAACGGGUGGUCAUUCAAAUGAGGAACAUAAUCAUAUAGAUUAAAAUUUAUAAGAAGAAGACUAAAGUAAAAAAGCUAAUUUUAUAGAAGAAAAAUAAUAAUAAUUAGAAAAAAUAUAAAUUAAUUAAAGUAGUUAAGAAUAAAAAUAUAUAUCAUAACUAGUCAGAGAUGAAGAUUCUCAUAUAAGAAUGAGUUUAUCAAAACAAAAAAAAUAAGUCGAAAAAAUACACUAAGAAAUUAAAAAAUAAGAUUCUUAAAAAAACUUAAAACCUUAUAUACUAUAAGUAGCUUUUGGAAUACAUGCAACAUUAGAAGGAUUGGCUAUUGGACUAGAAAAUAAUUGGAUUAAAUGCUUAAUAUUAGUAGCAGCAGUACUUUGUCAUAAAUGGGCAGAAGGAAUUACGAUUGGACUAUCAUUUAAAAAAGCUAAUAUUGAUUUAAAGGUAGCUAGUAUAAUGAUCAUUAUUUAAGCUGUUAUGAAUCCUAUAGGAGUAGGAAUUGGAUGGAGUUUAAGUAAUUCAGGAAGCUUAGUUAUGGGCAUUUUUAUGAGUAUUAGUGUCGGGACUUUUCUUUAUAUAGCUACUUUGGAAGUUUUAGUAGAAGAGUUUAGUGAUAAAAGAUUUAGGUUUGAAAAAUUUGUAUUUUUUUUAAUUGCAAUAGGGUUUGUAAGUAGUUUAUGGUUUUUAGAAUAGGAAAUAGGACAUGAUUGA